AUGAAAGAAUUGUCGAAACAUCAACAAUCGGGUGCUUCUGGUGUUGCACUUUAUGGCCACCGUUAUCACCGAAGACGUGAUUUAGUGUCGGCCGCGCAGACCAAAUGUCUGGACCAUUGCUCGUGUAUUUGGAAAAGCGGUAAAAUUACGGUCGAGUGCAGUGCCGGUCAGUUCAAUGCCAUACCGGCCGGCAUCGGUAGUGACACACAAGUAUUGCAAAUGACGGGCAACAUUAUGGCCUCAUUGAAAGCCCGUUCCUUUCAAAGUGUAGGUCUCACUAAUUUGCAGCGCAUAUCUCUGAACCGUUGCGGUAUAACAGCGUUGGACGAACAGGCCUUCUAUCAAGUGUCCAAUUUGGUUGAUCUCGAUAUAAGUAAUAACUUUUUGACUACUGUGCCCACCAAUGCUCUACAAUACUGUCCAAUAUUGCGGAAACUUUAUUUCUCGCAUAAUGUCAUCAAACAACUAACCAAUGAAUCAUUUGCUAAGUUUAAACACUUACAGACAAUUGAUUUGUCGCACAAUACCAUUGAACUAAUUGAAUCCAAUGCUUUUCAAGGAUUGAAAAAUUUAAAACAAUUAUAUUUAUCAGAAAAUAAACUCAGCUAUAUAUCAGGUCAUGUCGUCCGAACUUUGCCGUCAUUGUAUGAGCUGACCCUACACUAUAACCCGUGGCACUGUGAUUGCAAGCUCCGGGAUCUACGCGAUUGGAUGCUACAGCACAAUAUACCACUGAGCUAUUCUCCCAACUGCUCGACGCCAAGUCGGGUGACCGGCAAAGAGUGGAAAGACCUACAUAUUGACGACUUUGCCUGUUUGCCCAUCAUAUUGACUGUCGACCAACAAAUCCAUAUUAAUGAAGGCGAAAAUGCAUCGAUCACUUGUAUGGUUGAGUCUAUACCGUUGGCAUCUGUGGACUGGCUGUCAAAGGGUCGGGCGAUUAAAAACAUGUCGUUAAUGACAUUUGGCAGACAAAUGUAUCUCAUUAGGGACGGACAAAACGGCCUCUUUCAGAGGACCAGUACAUUGUAUAUAAUGAAUGCGCUGGAAAAGGAUGCCGGAAGCUAUACAUGUGUCGGUAGCAACAAAGCGGGAACUGUAUCAUCCAAUUUAAGUUUGAAUGUACUCAAAGUGCAUUCAAGUAUAGCGAGCUAUAGUGGAGAAGAGGUGGCCGGUAUGGUAUUGGGAACGAUAUUCAUCUUUUUGAUCAUUUUUGUCGGUAUUUGUGUGGUUGUGUUGCGAUCCAAAGCGCACUACCAGAACAUGGGUUCGGCCACUCGUACCAAUCAAUCAGCAGAAGCUAACCGAUGCAAACCCGAUGAACGCAAACUAUUGUCCGUACAUAUGAAUCACAACACAUAUGUGACACAAGUGGCCACAAGUAAUCAUUUAGAGUUGAAACCCAUUGCCAACAACAACGAUAGCAAACAUCUUAAUCACAUCGACCGUAAUGAUAGACAUAGUGUGAACAAUGUUGAAGAAGAGGAUAACUGUCUGAUGAAUGAUAUUCAAAGCAGUUUCAAAACAAUGUCCGUAACGACAGCACAGCCAACAACAAGUUGUGAUAAUAUAACUGAAAUCAAUGCCAAUGAUAGAUGUGAUGACAACAAUGUGUUGUCAAACAGUGAUGUUAUCAGUGAUAGAGUGGACUUAAAUAGUCAUCAAAUAAAAGAAGUUGUGAUGAAUCCAAACUGUGAUGAUUUUAACGCUGAUUAUAGUAGUAAACUAUUGACCGAUAGUGACAAUGCUAUUACUUUGUUGCCAUCGAUGGCCACAACUUCUUCAUCGGCACAGAAAUCGCAACGAAUGAGAACUGAAGAGCUUCUUAAACGUCGCGCCUCUGAUAUAACCCAAGAGCUUAACAAACGUUUUAGUGAACAAAAACUAAUGAACGGACAGAACCCCAACCCCUAUAAUAAAGACAAUAAUACCGGUGCUCAGCAUUCGGUGCGCUUCUCAAACAAUGCAACCAUUUAUAACUAUCAGUGUCAACGAUUUGGACACUCUAUGGAGUCAUUGGACAGUAAUGGUUAUGAUGGCUAUGAUUACCUAAAUUAUAGGUCCAAUGGAAAUCCUAAUCAUAACAGUUAUGACUUACCAAAUGGAAGUGUUGGUCCCAUAAAUAGCAAUAAUCAUAAUAGUAAUAAUCAUCGAUCGCUGUUGGGUUUGCCCUAUUCGUUGAGACCAAUUAGGGGAUCAAAUAAACAAAGUCGAAGAAGUGGCGGAUCGUUAGCCGCUUUAUUGGCUAUCAAUGCUAGAGAUUCACCCGAUGAAGGACUGGGAGAUGAAAGAGAAUAUGAGACCGAUAUUCUUGAUUAA
Messenger RNA from Oppia nitens, 2319 nucleotides. RefSeq lists its product as uncharacterized. Bases 1 to 2319 code for a protein of 772 amino acids. The transcript has 5 exons. Lineage: Eukaryota; Metazoa; Arthropoda; Arachnida; Sarcoptiformes; Oppiidae. Gene Ontology annotation, molecular function: protein binding. The record is from RefSeq and is a predicted model, not a curated record.